AGUGGGCGGCCUGUCUUUCCUGUCUCACAAGGUCGUUUCUAAGCAUUACAGUUGUCCUCCUUUACAUGAAUGGUUUUGAUUUUCAGUCCAACUGACCACUUUCUGAACAUAAACGAUAUCUCCUUAUGAGAGUUGGACCAAACAUAUUAUAAACUAACGUGAACAGUUCCUGUAAAAAUAAACUAAUAAAUUUUAAUUUCUUAUGUCUAAAAUGGCAUGAUAUCAUGUCAAUAGACGCCAAACACUGUUGUUUUUAUUUUCAUAAAUAUUAAGGAUUUAUCUGUUAGUUAAAAAAAAAGACAACUUUGUCAGUGACAAAGACUCAACGAAUGACACCAUAAUGACCAACUGGACAUUCUUGGACAAUUCCACCUCUUCUAGAAACACCUCCGAUGUCUCCCUGGAAGAUAUUCCCCAAGAGAACGUUUUCAUCUUACCUUGGUGGCAGCAGACUCUCUGGAGCUUAGUGUUCGGAGGCAUGGUUAUCGUAGCCACAGGCGGCAAUCUGAUAGUUAUUUGGAUUGUUCUGGCCCACAAGCAAAUGAGAACCGUUACAAAUUAUUUCCUAGUAAACCUGAGUCUAGCGGACACCAUGGUGUCUACAUUGAACGUCAUUUUUAAUUUUACCUAUAUGUUGAACACUGAUUGGCCGUUCGGUAGGGCCUACUGUAAAGUCUCCAAUUUUAUAGCCAUUGUCUCUGUAUCCGCCAGCGUCUUCACCUUGAUGGCCAUAUCAAUUGACAGGUACAUGGCCAUCAUGCAUCCACUGAGGCCCCGAAUGUCUCGAACAACAACUCUCAUCAUUACUCUGUGUAUUUGGGUAGCUGGAAGUCUUCUCUCCUUACCCAAUAUUCUCUAUUCCAGCACUAUCACAGAAAUGUUCUCGAACGGCGACUACAGAGUUAUCUGUUUCAUGGUCUGGCCUGACGGAUACUCGAACGAUAGUUACACUGAGUACAU
Messenger RNA from Limulus polyphemus (Atlantic horseshoe crab), 960 nucleotides. Its product is annotated as tachykinin-like peptides receptor 99D. The record is from RefSeq and is a predicted model, not a curated record. Gene Ontology annotation, molecular function: tachykinin receptor activity. The transcript has 2 exons. NCBI's taxonomy places the organism in Eukaryota, Metazoa, Arthropoda, Merostomata, Xiphosura, Limulidae. Gene Ontology annotation, biological process: G protein-coupled receptor signaling pathway. The annotation marks the transcript as partial. Gene Ontology annotation, cellular component: plasma membrane.